Messenger RNA from Serinus canaria (Common canary), 1245 nucleotides. RefSeq names its product translation initiation factor IF-2-like. The record is from RefSeq and is a predicted model, not a curated record. The coding region runs from base 470 to 964 and encodes 164 amino acids. The transcript has 2 exons. NCBI's taxonomy places the organism in Eukaryota, Metazoa, Chordata, Aves, Passeriformes, Fringillidae.
AUCUUCAUCCUUCGGGGGGUCUCCUCCUCCUGCUGCCUCCUCACCGCCGCCAUCAGCCUCUUCCUCCUCGGCGCCGUCCUCCUCCUCCUCAUCGCCACAAGGAGGCGGGCGAAGGAGGGGAGAGGAGGAGGAAAAAAGAAAAAAAGAUCACCGUCCUCUAGCAGCGGCUCCUUCCCCCUCCAACACCACCCUGCGAAAAAAUACCCACCGCCAGCGACAGGGCUGGGGGGGAGGCGGCGGGGGGAGUGGCACGGCGUGCGCGGGGUCCCCAGCUCCACUCGCUUCUUCCUCGCCCGUCGCUAAUGGCUGCAGAAAGGGGAGCUGUAAGGAUGAGGAGGCAGGCUGCCCCCCCCUCCGGCGCAGGCAGAGGGGCCGAUCCACAGCAGCGGCAAGAGGAGGAGGAGGAGGAGGAAGAAGCCGGCCCCUCCCGCCCUCUCUGCCUACCUUCCCCCUUCCCGGGCGGCCGAGGAUGGUGGCAGGGAGGGGGCUGCCUGUCUCAGCUCCCCCGGACCCACGGGCGAUGCGGGGCGCGAUGAGCGAGGGAGGAGACCCUCGGCCGCUGUUCGGGCGCGGGGGACUCCCCCUUCGCCUCUGCGAGGGUGGGGAAGGGAGCGAAGAGGUUGGAAGUCGGGGUGGGAGGGGAGGCCGCGCAGCGACCCCUCCGAGAAGAGGAUCGAGAGGUAAAAUUAAAAUAAUAAAACAGGAGAAAAAUCACGGCGGGGAAGGCCGGGGGAUUCGCCCCGGAAUGGCCGGGCGGGGGAGGGGGUCCCCGGCGCGCCCGGGGGGGGGGGGGCCGGGGCGGGACGGCGGCAGCGCGGGGGCCGAGCGCAGGCUCCCUACUGCCCCUGCCUGGCGCUCCGGGAGCGUGUUUGCGGAGCGGGCAAAGCGGGGGCGGAGGGCAGUGCGGGGAGAGAAAAUUCCGGGAAAAGGAGAAGAGAGAAAAGGAAACAGAGAGAGGGAAUAGCGAGGGGACGGGCAGGCUGGGGUUGGGGGGGGGGGGGACGUCUAGGCUCCUCGCUUCUCUCCCCGUCCCCUGUCCGAGCCCCUGGGCCUCUGUGCGCUGCCCUCCCCCUGGCUCGCCCCGUCCGGCUCGGCCUCUCGCUCCCUUCUCCUCCCUCCGUCGCUCACACACAAACAAAAUGGCGGCUGUUGUUCCUUCGCUCUCCCGAGCCCUCGGAGGGAAGCGGCGGUGGCGGCGGCGGCCGGAAAUGAGCCAAGAGAACACGGGGGGCGGGGCCGCCACCG